Linepithema humile (Argentine ant) is the source of this 1492-nucleotide messenger RNA. It is a transcript of the gene nanos, whose product is annotated as nanos. Gene Ontology annotation, cellular component: perinuclear region of cytoplasm. Gene Ontology annotation, biological process: oogenesis; negative regulation of translation. The record is from RefSeq and is a predicted model, not a curated record. Lineage: Eukaryota; Metazoa; Arthropoda; Insecta; Hymenoptera; Formicidae. Gene Ontology annotation, molecular function: zinc ion binding; mRNA binding.
CGAAAGUUGCCAAGUUCGGUCGGUGUGCACGAUUCGUCGUGACUGCGUGACGUGCGCCAGUGUUUCUCGAAACUCACGUGUAAAAAUUAGCUACGAUAUCGUAGCACAUGGACGAUUAUGUGCGGCAUGUUACCAAUGCUGCAAGAUCGCUGCUCGUUAUUUCCGUUCAAUCCCAGCCUGGAAGAUGAGAUCAAGCGGCUGUUCGAUCUCACUCUCAACAGAAGGCCGCAGCCAAAUGUCGAAGAAGUGAUGGAAGAAUUUCGACACAACGGUCGUGAUUUUGAAUAUUGUCCAGACUUGGACACCGACAUGGGAAAGCAAAUUACACCUCGACGAAAAAAGAAUAAAAAGCCAUUGCCGACAGAAUGCGUCUUUUGUAGAAAUAACGGUGAAGAGGAAACAUAUUAUAGAGAACAUUUAUUGAAGGAUGUUGACGGACGCGUUUUGUGUCCAGUUCUCAGGGCUUACACGUGCCCGAUCUGCGGUGCAUGCGGUGAUGAUGCACACACGGUUAAAUACUGUCCAAAGGGUCCUUACAAUCCUAACUCCUUGACCACAGCGAGUGCCUUGAAACUCUUGAGAAAUUCCACGGGAAAACGUCGCAACAAGUAGGAAGAAAUAAAGAAGCACGCACGUUUCGAGCAUCUGUCUGUAUCAACUGCUCCUAGAGGCUACCCUAUUGUACCCUAUGAUACGUCUAACACAAGUUCGUCGUGAGAUAUGUUGUAUCUCUAAGUAUUGUGUACAAUAUUUCUCUUAAUAUUUGUUCGUAUACACAAAUACUAACGUUCGACGUGAUCUCUCGUAUCCUCAUGGAUACGCUACAAUACUGAUUUUAAAUUGAGAUCGAAAUUUGACUUUAUCAGUUGGUUUCUCGCAUUCUUUCUAUUUAUAAUAUAAUUUAUCCUAUCUAUCUCAUUUUUCGUAAUAAAAUUCAUCUCGCAUCAUGAUGCACAAUUCAUAAUUCAUAUUAUAUGCGACAGAACCGUGCUGAUAAAAAAAAAUUUUGAUUUAAAGCGAAAAAAAGUUUCGGGAAUUGCGUGAUUAAGUCAAUUUAGCGGGCACAAUAAGUGUUACAACAUGUCGUGAUUUUAGGAUUAAAUGUAAUUUCCAAAGAUAAUACGUUUAAGCGAGAGAAAUCUUAAAAGGUUUAAUCAACUCGAUUAGACAAUAUUGUCUUAAUAGACAAUAAUUUAGACAUAAGAUAUUUAAUAUCUUACGAAAAGCUUAUUGCUUUUCAGAUUAUAAAAAAGAGCUUAAUAAUGAGGUUACAUUCCAAAGAUUUUUGAUACAAGUAUUUGUGAAGAGUUCAGAGAUAAUAUGUGAUAAGUACAUUUGUAAAAUCCAUUUUAGAUACAUAUUAGAUUUUUAUUUUGAGUAAAUUUUGAAAAUUACGUACUUAUCACGUAUUUCUUUUUUUUGAAUUUUCCAUUUAUAUUCUGACAUGUCAAUAACGCUAUUACUAUUUUUUUUCUUGAGGAAUAUCAAAGAA